Molecule: messenger RNA, 1003 nt
Organism: Abrus precatorius (Indian licorice)
Lineage: Eukaryota; Viridiplantae; Streptophyta; Magnoliopsida; Fabales; Fabaceae
Exons: 2
Coding region: 120-611 (163 amino acids)
Source: RefSeq, a predicted model, not a curated record
GAAAAACGCAAUUUAUUCAUAAUCAGGUAAAUAAAGGAAAAGAAAAGCACCAAGACUGGUUCUUCAAAUUGGAAACUUUCGGCUCAUUCUUCUCUUGAAGAAAAGAAAAUUCCAAAUCGAUGAUGGGUAUAGCCGGUGGGGGUUCGAUUUUGCCAUUAAUUGUUGCUGUAACCUUGUCGCGUUUGUGGGUGGUGGCGAGUGGUUCAAAUUCAACAACGAUAUACGAAGAGCUUCGUGCGAAAGGGCUUCCCGUAGGGCUUCUUCCAAAGGGAAUUGUGAAGUAUUCGAUUAACAGUAGCAGUGGUGAAUUCGAGGUGAAGAUGGAGCAACCUUGCAACGCCAAGUUCGAGAACGAGGUGCACUAUGAUUCCAACAUUAGGGGUACCCUCGGUUAUGGUCGGAUCGGGAAAUUAUCCGGUGUGUCUGCUCAGGAGCUUUUCCUGUGGUUCCCCGUAAAGGGAAUUCGUGUUGAUCUCCCUAGCUCUGGUCUCAUUCAUUUUGAUGUUGGUGUUGCUGAUAAGCAAUUCUCUUUGUCCCUCUUUGAAGACCCCCCUGAUUGCAAACCCCAGGUUAGUUCUGAUGGGAAUGGGGUGCUGAGGGCUGCUUGGUAGAGAAGCUGGGAGGAACGUUGCUGCAUUACAUAUUAGCUCAGAUCAGUCAGUGACACUGGUUGGUCUUGUUAUGGAUAUCUAUUUUUUCUGUACAGUGCAGUUCUUUCUCGUUUCUUUUCUGUUUGGAUUGAAUCAAUCGCCUGUCUCGACUCUCAGACAAAGAAUGACAAUUUUGGUGGUCAGCAAGUCUACGGUUUUGGCAAAAAUGGUUUUGGCAAAAUCUGCGAGGCACAGGGCUGUCGGGUUGGGUUAGUUUUGCUAAUAUACCAAGGUUUUGAUAUCUGUAUUUUGGUCUUGCUGUUUUUGCAUACACGUGUUUCAGCCUUGUGUAAUGUUAGACUCAACUAUUAUGAUGAAAUCCAACAUACUAUAUUAGGUGGUUCUUCUAUUAU